ACGUGGGUGGGGUUAUAACUGACAAGGAAGUGAAGUCAAACUAGUAGGACUAGUUUGCAAGGAUUGUCAUGAUGUUGACGAUUUUAUUCAUUGCUUUUAUAGUUUUGGUCAUAUUUACACUUAAAUAUGUAUUUGGCAGCUCAGGGCCGAACCCCUUCGCGAACGACUGUCGCGAGCCUUUAAAAGAGAAGGUUUACGACAAGAAAGAGAAAAACAAAGUCCUGAAACAAGGUUUCCUGGCCAGUAAGGUACCAGACAACCUGGAUGCAGUGAUCAUUGGCAGUGGUGUGGGUGGACUCGGGCUGGCUGUGCUGCUGGCCAAAGUUGGAAAGAAGGUUCUGGUUCUGGAGCAGCAUGGUCGGGCUGGGGGAUGCUGCCACACGUUCACAGAGAAGGGCUUUGAGUUUGAUGUUGGUAUCCACUACAUCGGUGACCUGUUGGACCACAAGCCUUUUCGCUGUAUGUUAGACCAGAUGACUAAUGGACAGCUGGAGUGGGAGAAGCUGGAGAACCCGUUUGAUCAUGUUAUUCUGGGACCUCCUGAAAACCGGCGCUCGUACCCCAUCUACAGCGGCAGCGCUCGCUUCUCUGAGGAGCUGAAGAAGCGCUUCCCUGGAGAGGAGAAAGCCAUCGAUGAGUUCCUAAAGCUGGCGAAGAAAACCGGCCGGGGAGUCUGGGUCCUGGCUCUGCUCAAACUCUGCCCUUUACCUUUGGCUAAGUUUCUGAUCCACACCGGUCUUGUCAAACGUCUGUCCUUCUUCUUUAAAAUGGCGCCACGCAGCCUGACAGAGGUGGUCAAUGAACUGACUGAGAACAAGGACCUCAGAGCUGUCUUUACCUACAUCUUUGGCACCUAUGGCAACAUACCAAAAGAUGCCAGCUUUGCCAUGCACAGUCUACUAGUCACCCACUAUCUAAGCGGCGCCUGGUAUCCAAAGGGUGGCAGCAGUGAGAUCGCCUACCACAUGAUUCCAAUCAUUGAAAAGGCAGGGGGCGCUGUUCUGGCUCGAGCUCCAGUCAACCGUAUCUUGUUCAACAAUAAGAACGAAGCUUGUGGUGUGAGUGUGUUAAAAGGUCAGGAGGAGGUGCAUGUUCAUGCUCCUAUGGUCAUUUCUAAUGCUGGUAUCUUCAAUACCUAUGAAAAGCUACUGCCUAAGGAGCUCCGGGCCAUGCCAGAUGUCCAGAAGCAGCUCAGUAUGGUGAAGCACGGUGAAGGAGGCCUGAGCAUCUUUGUGGGUUUAAAUGGAACCAAGGAGGAGCUGGGCCUGAAAGCAAACAACUAUUGGAUCUUUGCUGAGAACAAUUUUGACGAGCUGGUGGAGAAGUACAUGAAUGAGGAGAGGGAAGAGGCUUCUAAAAAGAUACCUCUGCUGUUUGUUGCUUCACCAUCAGCCAAGGAUCCAUCAUGGGAGGAGAGAUCACCAGGGAAGUCAACUUUGAGCCUGGUCAGUUUUGCCAAAUACUCCUGGUUCGAGGAGUGGAAGGACGAAAAAGUGAAAAACAGAGGGGGCGACUACAAAGAGCUGAAACAGGCGUUCAUUGACUCCGCGCUGGAUGUGGUGAUGGACGUUUUUCCCAAGAUCACCAGAGACAAGAUUGAGUACGUGGAUGCUGGAACCCCCAUCACUAACACACACUACAUCGGAGCGCCCAAAGGUGAGAUCUACGGGAUGGACCAUGGCAUCGCCCGUUUCAGCCCUGAGCUCAACGCUUUGAUUAGACCUCAGACUCCUCUGAAGAACCUCUAUCUGACAGGCCAGGAUGUGUUUUUGUGCGGUUUUGCUGGCGCCCUCGCCGGAGCGCUCACCUGUGGCUCGGUCCUCCUCAACCGCAACCUCCACCUAGAUACUAUCGGCUUGGCAAAGAGAACAAAAUAUAUGAAGAACAAGCUGAAAGACGAGUAGCUGCUCUUGUUUACCAUGUUUCAACGUAUUCUUCAGGUUGGCUAAGCAGCUGUUGUUUAAUCAGUGGACAGUGAAGUCCAAUGUCUGGAUUUCCAAAGGGUGCAGGUUGGAUCAUGUCAUCUGGGGAAAUGGUUUGUUUAUAAAUGUUAGUUUACUAAAAGGUAGUCACUCUAUUGCCCCUGAAGAGAAUGCAGUUUCCGGUCCUGAAGAAGCAGCAAAAUAAUCAAAAAACUAACAGGAAAUACAAAGCUAUGUUAAGUUAAAAAUGCAAAAAAACCAGUGCUUGGAGAAUAAUGUUGUUAUGGAUCGUAAUGCUCUGCAAUUAUCUGCAUCUGUUUCUUGACCUCAGAGAUGCAGAACAAAGUCUUAGUGCAGAGGUUGGUUCUAGUUUCCCAUAGCUGGCAUUCUUUCUGCACAAGCUGCUGCUUUUAAAUCAAUAGGAGGUCUGGUAAUUUACUGACCACUUUCACCUCUGUUUCAUUUUGUAGAGCACCAAAUUGUAACUUCUUUAAACCAGGCAAUAAUGAGAGAUGUUCACACAUUUAUAAAGAUUCUUAAAAUCACACUUUGGCCCUUUUUAUUUUCUUUUUUUGUCUGGUUUUGGGUGAAAUGACUUACUAAAAUGAAAUAUACAGUGUCAAACUAAUAAUAACCAUGCG
Molecule: messenger RNA, 2563 nt
Organism: Cyprinodon variegatus (sheepshead minnow)
Lineage: Eukaryota; Metazoa; Chordata; Actinopteri; Cyprinodontiformes; Cyprinodontidae
Product: putative all-trans-retinol 13,14-reductase
Exons: 11
Coding region: 69-1904 (611 amino acids)
Molecular function (GO): all-trans-retinol 13,14-reductase activity
Source: RefSeq, a predicted model, not a curated record